This is a messenger RNA of Neoarius graeffei (lesser salmon catfish), 3077 nucleotides long. RefSeq names its product formyl peptide receptor 1 (gene fpr1). The record is from RefSeq and is a predicted model, not a curated record. Gene Ontology annotation, molecular function: complement receptor activity; G protein-coupled receptor activity. The coding region runs from base 184 to 1320 and encodes 378 amino acids. The transcript is spliced from 2 exons. Gene Ontology annotation, cellular component: plasma membrane. Gene Ontology annotation, biological process: phospholipase C-activating G protein-coupled receptor signaling pathway; complement receptor mediated signaling pathway; inflammatory response. Lineage: Eukaryota; Metazoa; Chordata; Actinopteri; Siluriformes; Ariidae.
GCAACCGCGUGAAUGCCGUCUGAACGUACUUGUUUGUAAGCUCAGGGCGCGUCUUUAUUACUUUAAACACUGCUGCAAAGGUGGUUCCUUUCUUCAGUUUGAGCUGGACAUCUAUACAGCGGUUCUGAGGAUUUGAGCGAGCUGAUACUCUGGGUUGCACAGAUUUCUUCAGCCAUUUCUGUGAUGUAUAUGAACAGGACAGAGAUGUCUUUCAAUAACAAUUUCUCCAUGGGUAAUGAGUCAGAGGAAGACUAUUAUGAUGACUAUGAUGAUGAUGAGCAUGCAGAACUCAGGCAAUCACUCAACGUCAUGUCACUCAUAGUCUACUGUUUAGCCUUUGUGCUUGGAGUGGCUGGGAAUGGCAUUGUAAUCUGGGUGUCUGGAUUUAAGAUGAAGAAGACUGUGAACACGGUUUGGUUUCUCAACCUGGCAGUAGCAGAUUUCCUUUUCACUGCCUUCUUGCCUCUCAGUGUGGCUUACACAGCCAUGGGCUUUCACUGGCCAUUUGGACGUUUCAUGUGCAAGCUCAACAGCACACUCGGUUUCCUCAACAUGUUUGCUAGUGUGUAUAUCCUGGUGGUGAUCAGUGUGGAUCGUUGCAUAUCAGUUGUGCAUCCAAUAUGGGCACAGAACCAUCGAAGUGUCAGUUGCGCAUCCGGACUGAGCCUUGGAGUCUGGGUAUUUGCUUUACUCUUGAGUUCUCCCUACUUUGUCUUCAGGGACACUGCUCCAGACUACAAUAAUCCAAACAUUAUCAACUGCUUUAACAACUUUGCCUUUUCUGAUGAUUAUGUUACUUCAGAGGUUGUGGAACUCCGUCUCCUGCGACACCGUGCUAUGAUCAUCACACGUUUUCUCCUGGGGUUUGUAGUGCCUUUUUCCAUCAUUGUCUCCUGCUAUGCAAUCAUCAUCCAUCGCCUCAAAAGAAACCGCUCAAUGUCUGGUCGCACGGGGCGUCCUUUUAGGAUCAUUGCUGCUGUGAUUACAGCUUUUUUCCUAUGCUGGGCUCCAUACCACAUCCUAGUGCUCAUCGAGAUGGCUCAUCACAUGGCCCCCAUGAACAGUCCCACCCUGGAGCGUAUAACUACUAUUGGCAUUCCCAUAGCCACUAGUUUGGCUUUUCUCAACAGCUGCCUGAACCCAUUGUUAUAUGUGUUCAUUGGUCAGGAUUUCAAAGAUAAGGUGCGGAAGUCUAUCUUGAAAGUGCUGGAAACAGCAUUGACAGAGGAGGUAUCACGCACUAACACCUGCACAAACUCCAUGAUCAACACCCGCAUCAAAGAGCAAGGAAGUAAGUCCUUUUCUGAUGUAGAGCUGUAAGAAACAUAUGAAAAUACCAUUUUUCCGAGGAGAGAGAAUACUUCAUUGCAAUUUUGGCAACUAUAAGAAAUAACCUUAGAAUGUGUACAGCAUAAAGGACAGAAAUAAAAGCUGCAAGCAAGCUACAAACAUUUUAGUCCAUGACUAAGUUGAAUACAAAUUUUAACUUCAGUGCAAAUCAAACUUAUGAAUAUAUGGCUAGUGUCCCAAUUCCACUGCUUGGUCACUAUUUUGGAAGAUCAGUUCUUGAUCUUGAAGAAAUCAGUAUUUAUUCCUCAUACUGAACAAAUAUGCUACAAAAUAUCGUCAGCUUAAACAUGAAGUAAGUAUAAAAUAUUAGGUCAUAAGUAUGGAAGUCCAGAAAGGCCAUGAGGUGUGGGGUGUUUUUUGUUUUUGUUUUUUGUACUGUUACCUCAGGAUAACAAAGUAUUUUUCUCAUUAUGUCAAAAUACAUUAUUAGAUGUAUUAUACAUUAUUAGAUGUGUUAUACAUUUAAUAUAAUUACAAUUAUACUAAUUAUACAUUAUUAGCAUAUGAUGUACACCAACUAUAUGUUUUUGCUUUAAUCAGGGAUGAACACGAGUAUUUUCUCUUGUGCGAUACCAGGAUUAUCGCGUGCUGAUGCAGUGACACAGCCUUGUAGCUCUGAGAACCUGGGUUUGAUUUUGAGCUUUGGUGUAAAGUUGCACUAUAUUUCCAUUUUAGGAUCAAUAACUAUCUAUCUAUCUAUCUAUCUAUCUAUCUAUCUAUCUAUCUAUCUAUCUAUCUAUCUAUCUAUCAUGUUUAUCAGUACUAGACAUUUUACAAGUUAGUGUCCUUUACUUGACAAGGCAGCUCAGAAAUCUGCAACUAUACUGUCAUAGAUAUUAUAGUGAUCCUGAAUGGGUAGUCAGUUUUAUUGUCAGCCUACUUGAGGGACCAGGACAUAUCCAGGAUUAUCGCAUGAUGUUUGAGAGAUGCUGAGGAAAUGGUUUUCAGCUCACAAGACAAAUGGUGAUCAAAAUGUUCUGAAAAAGGAUAUAAUUACUACAGAAUUGCCAUAAUACCAAUUAUAUGGCAGUAUGUCACUGGUCACAAUAAUGCAAUGCUUGUACAGUAUGCUACUACUAUGUCACUGUCCAAAGUGAUGUAAUGCUAGUGUGCUACUCCUACCUGAUCUCAGUCAAUAGCUUUUUUUUAUCAAAAGAUCACAAGGAAAUAUGGUAUGAGCUCAAGAAAACAACAUUUAUUAACUUGGGAUCACAAGAAAAAUAAGUGGCCUUUCUGAAGUUCUAUACACAAGGCAUUGAUUUAAAAGGCAAAAAAGAUGACUUUGGUUUUUGUGGGAUUACCAAAAAUGCAUGAUUUUAUUUGUAUUCUCAGGCUGCUGACAGUUGGGUUCCACAAGACAGCCCAUUUCUGAAAUUCUAGGAUGGGCUUUCCUACUUUUGUACAAUUUGAGUGUUUUGAAGAGCAUAUGAGACUUAAAAGAGAAUUCAGCAUAAGAGUUCAAUUAAAUAGUUAAUGCAUUUUGUUUGUUCUGUACUAUUAAAAAUUAUAGCAUAAAUUACCACAGCAAGCAUCUUAACUAGAACUGUAUUAUUGUAUGAUUAUUUUGUGUUUGGUUUUUGUUUUUUUUUGUUUGUUUGUUAUAUUGGUUGGUUAUAUUGGUAUUAUAAAAGACUGGAUAUAGAAUGUUCUCUGUACGUCCUCUGUCCUCAGCAUGAUGAAGACCUUUAAAUAUGGUACUUGAUUAAAUUACUGAAUACUGAUUUUUG